Molecule: messenger RNA, 1623 nt
Organism: Anguilla rostrata (American eel)
Lineage: Eukaryota; Metazoa; Chordata; Actinopteri; Anguilliformes; Anguillidae
Product: retinol dehydrogenase 7-like
Exons: 4
Coding region: 80-1168 (362 amino acids)
Biological process (GO): retinoid metabolic process; steroid metabolic process
Cellular component (GO): intracellular membrane-bounded organelle
Molecular function (GO): all-trans-retinol dehydrogenase (NAD+) activity
Source: RefSeq, a predicted model, not a curated record
AACAUGCACACACACACAUACACUUACACACAUACACACACACACACACACGUACACAUGAACACACACACAGGCACGCAUGCACACGCAUGUACACACGCACCAAGCCUACACAUGCAAAGACACACACACACACACACACAGAUUAAAGAUUAUAAUGUAUUGUCUUCCUGCCUUAAAGGAUAAAGCUCUUUCUUGGGCAGUCACUGCCAGCCAGGAACGAGCAGUCGCAGAGGGAGGAGGCAGAGCAGAAGCACAUUCGCACAGAACCAAAGUAGAGUCCGGACCUCACAGCGCAUCGAUGGAGGACCUGUGCCAGUACCUGCUGGUGGCCUUGCCCGUGGUGUGUUUCCUGGUCUGGCUGUGGCGGGACAGCCAGCGGGUCCCCAACAUCACGGAGAAGUACGUCCUCGUCACGGGCUGCGACUCGGGGUUCGGAAACCUCCUGUGCAAGCGGCUGGACCGGCGGGGCUUCCGCGUGCUGGCCGCCUGCAUGACGGAGAGGGGGGCGGACGACGUGCGCCGGGCCGCCGGCCCCAACCUGAGGACCGCGCUGCUGGACGUCACCGACUCCGCCAGCAUCCAGAAGGCCCUGGAGUGGGCCACGAAGGAGGUCGGGGACACAGGGCUAUGGGGCCUGGUCAACAAUGCGGGGCGGUCCCUCCCCAUGGGCCCCACCGAGUGGAUGAAGCCGUCGGACUUCGAGAGCACCCUGCGGGUGAACAUGACGGGCGUGAUCGCGAUGACGCUGGCCUUCCUGCCGCUGCUGAAGAAGGGGCGGGGCCGCGUGGUCAACGUGGCGUCCGUGCUGGGCCGCGUGGCCGCCAACGGCGGGGGGUACUGCAUCUCCAAGUUCGCCGUGGAGUCCUUCUCCGACUGCCUCAGGAGGGACAUCCACUACUUUGGGGUCAAGGUGUGCAUCAUCGAGCCGGGGUUCUUUAAGACGGCCGUGACCAACCUGGAGUCCUUGGAGAGGGAGCUCCAUCGGCUCUGGAACCAGCUCACCCCAGAAGUGCGCGACAGCUACGGAGAGAAGUACUUACUCAACUGUGAGCACACCGCCGCACUCCUCCCGGCAGUUUCGUCUAAAGGAAGGGGCUCCAGACUUACCCGAAAUGGACCAGCGAGGGAGCAGGUUUUCGUUUUAGCCCAGCACUAUGAUACCUGAUUCAAUUAAUUGACUAAUCUUGGCCUCAGUCAAGACCUUGAUACAUAGAAGAAGGUGUCUUAGUGCUGGGCUAAAACAAAGACCUGCACCCACACCGGCCCUUUUCGGAUAAGGGUGGACACCUCUGGUUUAAAGGCUGUAGGACAGUAGUGAGGGGAUGGGAGGGGGAGUGUGGGGGUCUAGACUGUGUAUUGCCCAAACAUCACUGGAAAAGGGAUUUUUUGCCAUAUCACUCACCCCGGUUGAGUAAAAAAUAAAACCAGCACUCCCUCAAGGAAAUGGCAGCAUACACUCUCAGAAAAAAAGGGUUAUUUGCCUGUUCCCGUAGAACACUUUUUAGUUUUUAAUGCACAGAAAAAAAAUGUUUUAUUCAAUAAAUCCAUUUUUUUAACUUCUGUUAGUUACACCUGUAUUUUUAGGCUUUCUCGAUUGAAAACUUUUACGCUCGUUUGAAU